Austrofundulus limnaeus is the source of this 260-nucleotide messenger RNA. Its product is annotated as ADP-ribosylation factor-binding protein GGA2. Gene Ontology annotation, cellular component: trans-Golgi network. Lineage: Eukaryota; Metazoa; Chordata; Actinopteri; Cyprinodontiformes; Rivulidae. The record is from RefSeq and is a predicted model, not a curated record. Gene Ontology annotation, biological process: intracellular protein transport; Golgi to plasma membrane transport; protein localization to cell surface. Gene Ontology annotation, molecular function: small GTPase binding; ubiquitin binding; phosphatidylinositol binding.
ACAAAGCUACAGACCCAGAUAAUCAGGAGGACAGAUGGGACUGCAUUCAGGGCUUUUAUCAGCUGGUCAACCAGGAAACAGAUGGACCACAGGUGGCCCUUCGUCUGCUUGCACAUAAAAUCCAGUCUCCACAGGAGAAAGAAGCUCUGCAGGCUCUCACUGUUCUUGAGGCGUGCAUGAACAACUGUGGAAAGAGGUUCCACAGCGAAGCCGCCAAGUUUCGCUUUCUGAAUGAGCUGAUUAAAAUCUUAACUCCAAAG